GUGCUGUUGACGGUUCAUGACGUGAUAGUACGCUGUAGCUGAUGGCGGCCGCAAAGGAGCGGGAAGACGUUGAAGUGCGGGUGGACAUCGUACCUGAUGGCGGUGGCGUAGAGGAGGGUGCCGGAGGGAUUGAUGAUGAAGAUGCCCUCCGCUCGCUGUUUGAGGCCUCCAAUGGCGUCUAUUGGGCAGCACAGGAGGAUGACGCGAGCCUCCUGCUGCCCAUUAUGGUCGUCAAGUACGACACACCGUCCUCUUUCUCUGGUCUCCGCCCCCCCGACUCAUCCGAGAUGGAGAAGGGAGCCUUCGGAUACGGCAUCUACUCGUUCCAUCAGGAGAAAUAGUAGGCCAAACACGGUGCAAUGCAAUCUGCAAUCCUCUCCACAUGUGGUGCAUGGAUUUGCUCAGCGAGGAUCCGAGGUUCUUCCGUCUGUCGUCGUGUAGAGACUUUGCCGAGGGGUAUGACGCCUUGAGCGGCCAAUACGUGCAGGUAUGUAUGGUGCACACAUGCACAUACGCCGUACACAAACACCAGUGUGCCCUUGAGUUUGCUUCAACGCAGAGCCCCAAGCUUGCCUCUUCCCAGUCCGAGCGCCAGGCGCUGCUGUGCGAGGUGCAGGCCCGUCGGCAGGGAGUGGUGAUCAGCCGCGGCGUCUCACCACCCGCCGAGCAGGAGGGGGAUGGCGAGAGGGCCGAGGGUGGCGGCGAUGACGACGAUCCGAUGGAUGUCGACCUGGGGGGCGGGCAGGAUGGCGACGAUCCAGGUGACGAGGACUUCGAGGCCGACGAUGACGAGGAUGAUGACCUCGAGGAGCGCGAGGAAGACGAUGUCGAGAGGCGGAAGAGGUGGGGCAACGGACAAUGAUGUGUAUGGCUGACAGGCAGCCGUUGAUGUGUUUCUCCGUGUUCAGCGACCGUCUGCAGAAGAAGCGCGAGCAGCAGCGGAUAGCGGAUAGUGAGUCCAACAUGCAGUCGGCAGGGAAAUCGCAGGCCAGUGGGCGGUACCGGCUCCGCAGUCAGAGGCCCGCCCCUGCCCCCGACCACGACUCCCUGGACUCGCGCAAGCCGCCCACCAAGCGCAAGAACCCCUCGCGUGCUGCCCGCAAGGGCGGCCGCAGGAACAUGCGGCGGGGCACUGAUCCAGAUGACGAUGAGGUGGGUCCAUCUGAUGCACAGGGAGAGGGGAUGGCAUUCAUUGUGUCUGUGUGUGACGGUAUGUGUGUGGUCAUGCAGGCGUGGGAGGCCGACGGUGACGAGGAUGAGGAGGACGGGGCUGACGAGGGUGCGUACGUGGGUCGGUCGCGGGGCGGGCGGUCCAGGGGGGCCAAACCCAAGAAGGAAGACGAUGACAAUGAGUUUGAGGUGCAGGUGAGGGCACACGCGCACAAACCCCCAGCAACCCCGCCGCACACACACAAAGGGUGGAGCCCGUUGGUCUGUUGGUCUAACACGUCUGUAUAUGUAUGUAUGCAGGAUAUCUUGAGUUGCAAGCGCCAGGCCGACGGCUCGUAUCGCUGGGAAGUCCAAUGGGUGGGUAGGAGAAACAACCGGCUAACCAGCCAGCCACUCAGCACCUCCGCUCCCACAUGUCCGUCCGCUUAUCCAUCCGCCUUGGCUGUGUGUGUGUUGGCCGUACACAGGUCAACGGCGACGUCACAUUUGAGCGUCGGGAGAACAUGUGCCACCCCAAUUUGAAGCGUCAAUGUGACAAACUCCGAGAUGACCUUCGCAGACGAGAGGCCGAUGAGGCGGUAUACAGUCAAACACCACACAUACACGUCAUGGCAUACGGACACCUGGAUAAACAAUGUGUCUCUUUGCACUGUGCUGGGUGUUGCAGAAGGGCCACCCCGCGGCCUCCUGCGACCCCCAGGACUUCAAAGUGGUCGAAGGAUUCUCAAUCAAGGCACGCACACGGAAACAACACCCACUGAUCACGCACACGGAAACAACACCCACUGAUGGCUUCGCACUCUCCAUCUCUUCGCCCGUGAUGGAUGCCCCUUUCUCUGUCUGUGUCUGUGUGCAGGCUUGGCGGCUGCCUGGCGGUGCGCAGGAGAUCACGGAGGGCGUAAGGCCCGAGUAUCUUCUGCUGCAGAAGGGCAGAUCGUACCGGUAAGCGCGUUUCCGUGUGGAUUUGCACACAGCACUGAGUGAGGUCUUGUUUGCAUAUGUCUGUGUGUGGUGGUGAUAUGGGUCGCUCAGUGAGGUCGAGUGGGUCGGCGAGGAGGAUCUGCUCAAGUGGUCGACCACGAACAACCCCCAGAGCAGCGCAUACGCAAAGGCACACCUGACGGCGUGGAAGAAAAAGGACAUCCCCUUCGGCCUGGACCGUACGGACACACAGACACGCACAAGGGCACGGACGGACUCGCCUGCUCAUUCGCUUCUCGCCUGUGUUGGUGUGUGCGUGUGGAUGUGCAGCCCAGCAGGAGACGGAGAUGGAGUUGUUUCGGCAAAUCGACACCAUCAUCUGCUGCAGACGCUCACUGGUACGGUUACGGUCAUUGCGGGGCUCUCUUUCUUUUGCACUCACAAUGUGGUCAUGUCAUACCUCCUCCGUCUUCUUUUCUGCAGCAUGAUCCCGACAGCAAGGAGUACUUCGUCAAGGUGAGAUCGGCAGGAAAACGACGUUCCAUUGAUAAGACGAUGGGUCGACUGUGUCGAUUAUGCUCUCCUCUCUACGUGUAUUGUGCAGUGGCGUCACCUCUCCGUGUCGAAUGCCACCUGGGUGAGCGAGUGCAAUAUCCAAAUAGAUGUUUGUGGGUGGGUAUGCCUGGCACAUGUCGGGGUGUGCAUCAGGAGGACCUCUCGGCCCUGACGUCGCCCGAGGACCAAGAGGCCAUCGACAGGUACAGAACCAGCCACAGGGAGGGAGAAAGGGAGGGAGAGAGGGAUGCCAUGACUAUACCUUCAUUUCUUUCUGUUUUGUGUCAGGUUUGAGUUUCAUAAUGAUCACAGGAGGGCGGGCUCCUUCGAGCAGUUCCUCGAGCGGCGGGGCAUCAGCAGGUCGGACAGGCCGCACGCACGCACACAAAGAAUGCCACACAGUACACACAUGCCCACUGGCGUCCAUACGUGUCUCUUUGUUUCUAUGUCGGGCAGGUCCGACUAUGACCGACUGACGCAGUGCAACACCCAGGCCAUCCGGCAGCGGCUCGCGGAGCUGCAGGAGGCCAUCAACAACCCACAGCCGACCGAGGGAGCAGCAGCAGCAGCAGCAGCAUCGGGUGCGGCGAUGGACAUAGACGAUCCCCCUGUGGAUGGGGAGCAAGGCACGGAUGGUUCAGGAGGGGCAGGCCCUGCUGCCGCGGCGGCCGCGGCUGCAGCAGCAGGGGUGGACGGUGGCGAGGGCAGUAGCAGUAGUGGUAAUGGUGGCGGUGGUGACGGUGAGAAGGAGCUGACCGCAGAGGAGGAGGAGGCGUCGAAGCUGCAGGACAUUGAGACGAUACUCACCAGCGACGACAAGGAGAAGGCCAGCGCAUACUGGACGGUCAGGCAAAUGCAUCGACAGACAGACAGACAGACAGACGUACAGAUGGCAGGAAGCCACCCACUGCAUACGCAUGCACAUGUGUGUGCUGUUUGCCGCAGGGGUGCAAGCGCCUCAUUCUGCCCGACGGCACCUACCUCCCAUCACUGGUGCGGUUCAACACAUACAUAUACAGAGAGGGAAUGAAGGAGCCGUACGUGUGGGUGUACGGGCGCUGUCUGUUGUCCUUCAGUACGAUUGGCGGAGUCAGGGGCUGCUGGAUCCCUCCUCGGCGACCGACGGAGAGGAUGAUCGUGUCAGCGCCCGACACAAGCGGUUGUUCCCACACCAGUUGGAAGGCAUCCAAUUGAUUCUCUACAACGCAUCGUCGGUAAGCCAAGGACACACAGGCUGAUGCGAUGCAUUCAUUCAUUCAAAGGAGGGAGGAAAUCAUGUCCGUCCGUCUGUAUGCGUGGAUGUUGUGUGCAGGGGCGGGGCACCAUCCUUGGAGACGAGAUGGUCGACACAGGACCGCCUCCUUCUGUGUCCUUAUGCGUCUAUGUGUGUGUCAGGGUCUCGGCAAGACAGCCCAGAGCAUCGUUGCGUUGGAGCAGAUUCUGCAUGCGGCACGCCAGCCGCCCUCCCGCGGCCGUGGCAACGCUGCAGCCGCCCGCAAGCUGCGCGCCGCCCACGCCCUGGUGGUGGUGCCGCUGGCCACGCUCGAGAACUGGCGUCGCGAGUUCGAUAUGUGGGCCCCGCACCUCAUGGUCCUUUCACUCAGGGGUACGUGAGUCGAUAUUCAGUGUCAAGGGCAGGUGUGGGUGCAUGUGGCUUCGUGUGUGUGUGUGCCAGAUAACAGAGAGGAUCGCAGGGUGCUGCACGAGGUGGCGAUGCAGUGGGUGGAGCCCAACACCGGGGAGGCGAUCGACGUGAGCCAGCGGGAGGAGAAAGGCGGCAAGGUCAUGAAGCCUGACGUCAUUCUGACCACAUAUGAGACACUUGCCAUGAAGGACGUCAAGCCCUACCUCCGCCACCCGCUCUACGCUGAGACGCAGAUCCCCUUCGCCAUCACCGUGCUCGACGAAGUGCAAAAAGUCAAGGUCGGCACACAAACAAGAGAGGAACAGUGCGCAUGAGAACAUGUGUGUGGAUGUCGUGUCGUCUUGUCUUGCAGCAAGGGCGGGGCUCACAGCGAUUUGAUGUUAUGUACGGCAACAUCGAGACGGACCUCACCCUCUGCCUCACAGGCACGCCGACACACAUACACACACACCCAUGCACAUCACUUACCUGACCAUGCUGUUCUGCAUGCCAUCCUGCAGGCACCCCGAUCCAGAAUGAGGUCAAGGAGGUGUAUCCGCUGCUGGCCCUCUGCGACCCUUCCCGCUUCAUAUACGGCAAGGCCUCACACGAGCCAUUCGGGUCACACAUGAAAGACGACACAUCCCAACCGCCACCAGCAUCAGCAGCAGCAGCAGCAUCAGGCGAGGGUGACAGCCAGGCGGACAACGAGACGCCAGCUGAGGAGACCCAGACACAGCAGAGGGAGUCUGCCGGUGGCGAUGAGGGCGAGGGUGAUGGUGGUGGAGGUGCAGGUGGUGGUGGUGGGAAGUGGCCCGAGUGGCUGUCGGGCGAGACCCCCAAGGAGCGGCAGGAGCGACUGCGGCAGGCCGAACAGCAGGACGCUGUCGUGCAGCAGAUGAUCGAUUCCAACGCUCGAUGGUAAGCGCCGACAAACAGACACCACACCGCACAUGGGCAUUGAUUGCAUCGGUACAUGUGAAAUGGCCCCAUCCGAUGAUCCAUUUCAGGACACAUGAUGAGUUUGAGGCGCACUUCGGCGGCAGGAGGGAGGAGUCUGCCGCCAAGCAGCUGUCGCUAUACCCGUAAGCAAACCUCCGUCCAAGCCACGUCCCUUCGUGUGCAUCUGUCUCUCUCCGUAUGUGUGUGUGUGAUGUGUCGAUCAGGCACCGGAGCAAGCAGAUCAUGCAGAUCCUGCAGCCAUACCUACUCAGGCGGUACGCACACACACAGCACGCGUGACAAAUGUCGAUCCGUCUUCUUUGAUUCGUGGAAUGCAAUGCGAUUGGGUGUGGCCAUUAUCACUCAAAAAAGUGAGAAGGGCGAUGUGCUCAAGAAGCUCAAACCCAAGCAGGUGAGUGACCGAGCUGCUUCGUUUGCAUUCGUGUGUCCGGUCAUUCUGUGCUGUGUUUUGUCUAGGUGAAGUUCGUCCAGCUGGAGCCCACCCCUCUGCAGACCAAGAUCGAGGGCGCCAUCUUCCUUGGGUGGGCAAAUACAUAUCUUAAGAGAGAGAAGAAUCCAGGGGGGGAAGGAACACACUCACUCACUCACGAGAGUGUAUGUGUGUGGAUGCAAUGGAUGGAUGGAUGGAUGCAGUCACGGUCCCUUCAAGGACAAGUCGAUGAGGAGGAUGUUCCUGCUGCGUUACAACUGCAACCACCCACUGCUGCUCACUGACCAGAACCCACGGAAACAGGUAUCAAUGGAUCGAUGCUCACUUCCCUCCCGCCCCGCACCGCCCUCACACGUACUCUCAUCCGUCGGAUGUUCGUGCACCCUCCGUCCUUGCCGGCCUGCAUCGAUUCAUCAGGGCAAGCGUGAGAUCAAGGAGAAGUGGCUGUAUGAGUCCCAUGAGGACUGCAAGCGCCGGCCCGGCGAGAAGUACGAGGACCACAGGUGGGUACCCUACGCCCAGCAUCCAUGAAGGAACUUGCCGCUCCUUGGUGUGUGUAUGUGUGUGUACUGACUGCAUUUGUAUGUGGUAUGUCUUGACAACGCAGGCUCCGGCUGUUAGACACGUGUAGCACCAAGUUUGUCUUCCUGGCCAAGCUGUUCCCGAAGCUCAUAGCCGAGAACCGCAAGAUCCUGGUCUUCACAGAGUUCCUCAACGUAGGUAUCCCAUCCCAUCCCAUACACACGUGGAUGGAUGGAUGCACCACCGAAGGGAGAAUGGGUGUGUACUCUUGAUGUGUGUAUCCAUCAGACGUGUGAUCUGUUGGAGGAGUGGUUCCUCCGGCACGAGUGGCCGUACGAGCGGCUCGACGGCUCUGUCACAGACGACAGACAACUCAGGAUCGACCGGUACUUAUCCCCCUCACACAUACACACAUAUACACACACAUGCGUACCUACGUGCCCCUCUGCUCUGUGUGCGCGCCAGGUUCAACGUGUUCCACGGGUUUUGCAUCUUCCUAUCGACGACGAGGGCGGGGGGGCAGGGCAUCAACCUGACCUCAGCCACGUGUGUGGUGCACUUCGACCCCCAGUUCAACCCGCAGCAGGACAUGCAGGCACAGGCACGCUGCCACCGUAUCGGGCAGAAGAACACCGUGGAGGUCUUCACACUGUGCAUGAAGGGCGGCGCUAACAUGGUAAUAAGGUGGCCGGCCACACGCACACACACGGGGACAUGGCGAGAAGCUGACAGAAUGAUGUGUGUGGUUGGUUUGUCUGUGUGUGCCAUGUCAUGUCAGCCUUCGUUUGAGGAGCGGAUUAUCUACAAGAUGCAGAGCCGCAAGUUGGGUUUGGAGAAGGUCAUCAUGGAGGGCGACGAAGCAGGCUUCACGGCACAGGAGCAGCAGAAGCUCCUCGACGAGGGCCUCUACGCCCUCAUGCACGAGAAGAAACAGGAGCAGGAGGCACAGGAAGAGCGGCUCAAACAGUUUCACCAGGUGGGGUGGGUACCCGGGGUCGAUAGCCAGACACACCUCAACGGGCGGGCGGCUGGGAUGUAUCCAUUCCAUGUGCCUACGUCUUUCUCUGUGUCUCUGUGUGUGUGCGUGUGUGUCUGUGCUGCAGGCUAGCAUCGAGGACAUCAUUGUCAACAGCUCCAAGACCAUCACACUCAGGGAGAAGAAGACGGGCGGACAGACAUACUUCAGCACGGUACGCUACCAUUUCCCACAGGCCACUGAUUCAUUCAUGUGUGUGUGUGUCUUUGUGUGUGUGUCUGUCUGUGUGUCAGGCCCACUUCAUGCCCAACCCUGCUGGUGGCGAUCGAGGUGUCCGUGAGAACAUGCCGGAUGAGGUGAGGGACCUGCUGCUCAGGCGGGGCGGCGCCAAGAAGGACCAGGCCUGGAAGAACCGGGCAGCUCAGGUCCUCGGCCUGCGACCCGAGGAGGCACCCAAGUCACUGAAAAGGUACACAUGCCAUCCAGAAGACAGGAGGGCUCCUAGAGUACUGUGUAUUUGGCUGUGUGCAGGCAGGACCGCCGCGCUCGUUUGGCCAAGUCCCGUUUGGAGCGCGAGGAGGCGGAGAGGGUGCGGCUGUCGGGUGGGAGUCGGCCGUCCAAGCCGAUGACCGACGAUGAACAGGAAGACAAGAGCGAUGAUGAUGAUAACUAUGUAAGCAUCCACCUGUCUGGGAAAGGGGCGGUGUCCAUCCUGACGUUUCGUGUGUGGAUGUUUGUGUGUGUGUGUGUGUGUGCAGAGGGAGGAUGAGACGGACGAGGAUGACGACGACGAUGAUGAGGACAGUGAGGGCGAGGGCAAGCUCAGGCCGCGCAAGAAGAGAGCCAAGAUGGCCGCUGCCGCUGCGGCCUCCGUUGCUGGGGCUGGUGGGGCCGCGGUCGACCUGACAGGCGACCUCGAUCGCCAGACCAUCAUCCGAGUCCUCUGCAGAUUCCUCAAGUAUGCGUGUACAGACCUGCACAACACAUUGGACUCAAAUGACCGCUGUAUUUGCGCAGCUUUGUCAAGCUAGUGCUGCCAUCGGAGCCAGGCCUGCAAGCCAAGCAGGAGGACACCGAGGUAUCCACUGCAUCCCUCACAGCCAGCAAGCCAACAGCACCAGCGGGGGAAGAACGGAAAGUAGGAUUGUCGUAUGUGUGUGUGCGUGUGUGUGUGUGACAGGGUGGCCGUCUGCGGCUGUGUGGGUUUCCUGACAGCAGUGACAUCUGCAACCUGGGGGCCAACAAAGAGGACCAGCUGGAGGCCCUCGUCAUCCAGUGCAGCCGCGACGCCGACCAGCAAUUCCACGCCGAGAUGCAGACCCCUCUGGGGCAGCACACACAGGGCCGCAGCCUGUUCGUGCAACUCAUCCGCAAUGCAUUCCCAGGUACCCACAAAGACCACACAGGUGCCCGCCUCUGCCUGCGGAACUGUCGGACAUUUGUGCUGACGUAUGUGCGUCCGUGUAGGGUGUCUCCGGUUCACGCUGCCUGAUGACGGCGAGCCGGUGGCUCCGCGGUAUGCUGGCGGUGCUAGCGUGAUGGAGAAGCUGGCGGUGCUGCUGUCGGAGGUGGCCGACCCCGAUGACGAGAGGAAGCGUACACCGAACCAGCUGCGGCUCCUCACUGUUGACCCACUCGCCCUCAAGUAGGGCGGGACACACAGACGGACGCAGAUCAGAUGGAUCAACACUUGGGCCUGGGCAUACCUGUCUGUCUGUCUGUCUGUCCGUCUGUGUGUCAGCCGUCCGUUUGGUGGUCGUCGCACGGACACGCUGCAGAUGUUGUUGGUCAAGUUUCUGGUGUACCACUGGAACCUACACCGUAGACGCUCAGCGGUACGUAUGAGUGGCAGCGCAGCAUACCUGAAUAGCGGAGAGGUGGUUAGCACAGCACAGCACGCCUCUCCUCUCCUGUGUGUGUUGUGCGGUGCGGUGUUUGCCACCCAGACGUCUGAUGUGCGUUGGGAGUCUUGUAUGGAGGACCAGAGUGCCGCAUGGGGCAAGAUACUCAAGGUGAGACAGACGCUUGGCUUGAUAUGGCUGGGCGUGGCGUGGAUUGGGCUGUCGACUCGACACCCACACUUGAAUGGCAUGGCCGUGUGUGUGUGUGUGUGGUAUGGAUGCGUGCACUGCAGGUGGUCAAGGAGUUCUAUCGGAUGACGAGAUACGGCAGGAUCAUGUCCAAAGCACAGGACAUCAAAGCCCUGUACACACACACACGCACACACACAUAGACAAGCCCAGCAACACAACCAAUGGCCUGCCACGCGCAUUUCUUGAGACCUCUCAUUUCCAGGUACUUCAACUGGGUGGACUGGCGUUUCGAUCACAGUAGCGACUUCAGCUUGGCGGAACUCAGCACGAUCAAGCGCGUCCUUCCUGACAAGGUACGUGCACACCGACCACCCCUCUCUACACCGUCUCCUAUAUGUCAUGUGUGCGUGGAUGUUGCAGGACUACCUCCGCGAUUGUCGCAGUGAGCAGGUGCACAAGGUGGCCAAGGACAUCAUCCACCACUUCCCCGGCCGCACACUGCGGCAUGUGGCUGACCAGCUGGGCACCCUGCGAAGCCAGCUCAGGCGCGAACAGAUCAACCGAGAACUCGAAGCUGGGCGACCCCCCGACGACCACCGACAGCCACAGGUGGGUGGGGCGGGUGAUAUGGAUACACACAGCACACGAAAGGGCAUACAAAGAUACACCUGCCCAACCAACCCGCACGUCAUGUGUGUGGGUGUCGGCCGACAGGCGUAUGAUCGAGAGGCCGAGCGGGAGGCCGAGCGGCUGCGGUGUCUUGCGCAACUCAAACAGCAGGCCGGACAACACCAGCUGCCCAAACUAGCACCACCAGCACCACCACCAGCACCACCACCAGCAGCUGCUGCUGCUGCUGCUGCUGCUGUUUCUGGUGGUGUGGCGCCUUCGAUAGUGGCAGGUGGGCCUGCGGGUCGGUCUGAUGGCCGCGCCGCACACUUGUGCAGGAAGCUGCAGACCAAAAUAGAGCAGUUCCUCAAGAAGGUCUAGUUCCGCGCACAGUGGCGGGUUGGAUUUAGCUGCACUGCAUAGGGGACACUUCUCUAUGCACGGUUGAUGAAAC
Vitrella brassicaformis is the source of this 10257-nucleotide messenger RNA. The record is from the annotation of a GenBank genome assembly. NCBI's taxonomy places the organism in Eukaryota, Vitrellaceae.